AUGGCAUCCACUCGGCAGACCGGGUCCUCUCGACCUCUGGCUGGUGUCAAGGCCGUUUUCCUCGUUGCUGCGGCUGGAGUUGCUUUGUGCUGGCUGCUGCAACUACCCACAACAAAGGACGUCGCCUCCAACCUUGCUUUCGUGAACACACAGGCACCGGUUAGAAGCCCUGUCACCGCGCGGGCUGCCGAGGGUGAGGAGCCCUCAGCCGGCAAACGUCUGUUGGUCCUCGGUGGCAACGGCUAUGUCGGGCGUGAGGUCUGCAGGCUGGCUGUGCAAAGAGGCUUCCAGGUCACAUCGCUCAGCCGACGUGGUGAGAACCCUGAGCCUGGCAACGCAGAGCUUGAUCAGGUAAAGUGGGUGAAGGGAGAUGCUGCCGACUCUUCGACGGUGCAGAACGUUGUAGGCGAAGCGGAUGCCGUUGUCCAUGCCAUCGGCUUGCUGUUUGAUGUGAACAGCGGGCUCACAAACCUCAACCUCGUGGUCAGUGGAUCUGGAUCCACCCCGGACGACUCAAGCACCUACGACAAAAUCACCCGCCAGACAGCCUUCAACGUCAUCAACGCGAUCAAAGGUCGCAUCCGCAUGCCCUUUUCUCCGCCAAUGCCAAUGAUGUUCGUCUCGGCGGCAGAGGCAGGAUGGCCGGAUGUGGCGCUCGGUCCGGAGGUGGAGAAGGUGGCGCCUGCCUGGCUCAAGGAGUACCUGGUGGCCAAGCGUGCUGUUGAGAGCGAGCUUGCCUCGAGCACGGAUGCCAUCAGGUCCGCCAUCUUCAGGCCAUCCCUGAUUUGGAGCUGGACCAAGUUCGACGUUCUGCCCGUCAUUCCGGUUUUCAACCUGCUCAACGCAGUUGGUGUUCCGUUCGUUGACAAAACGGUCACGGUCUUCACUCUAUCGAAAGCCAUCGUCGCUGCACUUGAGGACGAAGGUGUUGCCGGGGUUCAGCGCUUCCCUGAGAUGGAAGAGCUAGAGAAGAAGGUAUCCUAA
Messenger RNA from Symbiodinium sp. CCMP2592, 984 nucleotides. The record is from the annotation of a GenBank genome assembly. NCBI's taxonomy places the organism in Eukaryota, Dinophyceae, Suessiales, Symbiodiniaceae.